AUGACAGCUGUUGUUCCCGCCUUGCCAUGGUUUCAAAUCCGCCAGGCUCACGCUUCCCACUUCUCCUUGGCUCCAGUUGCUGAGUCAUCAGGAUACGUCAACACGAGCUGCCUCGCCGUCCCGGACGACGAGGACGGCGUCCGCGACGCGCUCCGCGGCAUGCUGAGGUCGAUCGGGGCGCUGCAGGACCUGGGGCACAGCGACGGCGAGUGGGAGUCCAUCGUGCCCGAGGACGUGGUGCCCGACCUCGCGGACCCGCAGGCGCGGGCCCGACACGGCGCCGCCAAGGUCGACCUAGCGGUGGUCCAGCACGUGCGCUUCGACGCGGCCCGGGUGCUCAUGACGGGGUGCGAGAAGAUCGGCGACGAUGGUGUGGCGGAAGAGGAGGGCGGCGUCGACGUCGAGUGCAGCGUCUGCUUCGACGCGCUGCUGCGCGGGGAGGCCGUGGAGCUGCCGGGCUGCGAGCACGCCUUCCACCGCCGGUGCAUCUUCGAGUGGUUCCGCCAGAAGCCGACGUGGUGA
Messenger RNA from Miscanthus lutarioriparius, 522 nucleotides. The record is from the annotation of a GenBank genome assembly. Lineage: Eukaryota; Viridiplantae; Streptophyta; Magnoliopsida; Poales; Poaceae.